Molecule: messenger RNA, 1521 nt
Organism: Schistosoma margrebowiei
Lineage: Eukaryota; Metazoa; Platyhelminthes; Trematoda; Strigeidida; Schistosomatidae
Source: the annotation of a GenBank genome assembly
AUGCAAUCAUCAUCAUCAUCAUCAUCAUCAUCAUCAUCAUCAUCAUCAUCAUCAUCAUCAUCAUCAUCAUCAUCAUCAUCAUCAUCAUCAUCAUCAUCAUCAUCAUCAUCAUCAUCAUCAUCAUCAUCAUCAUCAUCAUCAUCAUCAUCAUCAUCAUCAUCAUCAUCAUCAUCAUCAUCAUCAUCAUCAUCAUCAUCAUCAUCAUCAUCAUCAUCAUCAUCAUCAUCAUCAUCAUCAUCAUCAUCAUCAUCAUCAUCAUCAUCAUCAUCAUCAUCAUCAUCAUCAUCAUCAUCAUCAUCAUCAUCAUCAUCAUCAUCAUCAUCAUCAUCAUCAUCAUCAUCAUCAUCAUCAUCAUCAUCAUCAUCAUCAUCAUCAUCAUCAUCAUCAUCAUCAUCAUCAUCAUCAUCAUCAUCAUCAUCAUCAUCAUCAUCAUCAUCAUCAUCAUCAUCAUCAUCAUCAUCAUCAUCAUCAUCAUCAUCAUCAUCAUCAUCAUCAUCAUCAUCAUCAUCAUCAUCAUCAUCAUCAUCAUCAUCAUCAUCAUCAUCAUCAUCAUCAUCAUCAUCAUCAUCAUCAUCAUCAUCAUCAUCAUCAUCAUCAUCAUCAUCAUCAUCAUCAUCAUCAUCAUCAUCAUCAUCAUCAUCAUCAUCAUCAUCAUCAUCAUCAUCAUCAUCAUCAUCAUCAUCAUCAUCAUCAUCAUCAUCAUCAUCAUCAUCAUCAUCAUCAUCAUCAUCAUCAUCAUCAUCAUCAUCAUCAUCAUCAUCAUCAUCAUCAUCAUCAUCAUCAUCAUCAUCAUCAUCAUCAUCAUCAUCAUCAUCAUCAUCAUCAUCAUCAUCAUCAUCAUCAUCAUCAUCAUCAUCAUCAUCAUCAUCAUCAUCAUCAUCAUCAUCAUCAUCAUCAUCAUCAUCAUCAUCAUCAUCAUCAUCAUCAUCAUCAUCAUCAUCAUCAUCAUCAUCAUCAUCAUCAUCAUCAUCAUCAUCAUCAUCAUCAUCAUCAUCAUCAUCAUCAUCAUCAUCAUCAUCAUCAUCAUCAUCAUCAUCAUCAUCAUCAUCAUCAUCAUCAUCAUCAUCAUCAUCAUCAUCAUCAUCAUCAUCAUCAUCAUCAUCAUCAUCAUCAUCAUCAUCAUCAUCAUCAUCAUCAUCAUCAUCAUCAUCAUCAUCAUCAUCAUCAUCAUCAUCAUCAUCAUCAUCAUCAUCAUCAUCAUCAUCAUCAUCAUCAUCAUCAUCAUCAUCAUCAUCAUCAUCAUCAUCAUCAUCAUCAUCAUCAUCAUCAUCAUCAUCAUCAUCAUCAUCAUCAUCAUCAUCAUCAUCAUCAUCAUCAUCAUCAUCAUCAUCAUCAUCAUCAUCAUCAUCAUCAUCAUCAUCAUCAUCAUCAUCAUCAUCAUCAUCAUCAUCAUCAUCAUCAUCAUCAUCAUCAUCAUCAUCAUCAUCAUCAUCAUCAUCAUCAUCAUCAUCAUCAUCAUCAUCAUCAUCAUCAUCAUCAUCAUCAUCAUCAUCAUCAUCAUCAUCAUCAUCAUCAUCAUGA